This is a messenger RNA of Paramecium tetraurelia, 2427 nucleotides long. RefSeq lists its product as uncharacterized. The transcript has 6 exons. Gene Ontology annotation, biological process: mitotic spindle organization; microtubule-based movement. NCBI's taxonomy places the organism in Eukaryota, Ciliophora, Oligohymenophorea, Peniculida, Parameciidae. The record is from RefSeq and is a predicted model, not a curated record. Gene Ontology annotation, molecular function: ATP binding; microtubule motor activity; microtubule binding.
AUGCAAGAGCCAUUUAAAGUGAGUAUUAGAGUGAAACCAUAUGAGGGAAGAUCAAGAUUUCUCACUUAGAGAAUAGGAAAAGAAACUAUUAUACAAGUAGAAUGUCCAACUUAGACAAUACGAGAUCCUGAUACUUAUGAAUAAAGAUCAUUUGCAUUUGAUAAUGUGUUCAAUGAUGGAGAGAGCACACAAGAUAUUUACGAUUAAUCAAUAUCAUAAAUGAUUUAUGAUUGUGUUUCUUAAGGAUAUAAUGGAACAAUUUUGGCGUAUGGUUAAACAGGUUCAGGAAAGAGUUACACAAUGUUUGGCAACUUAUACGAUCCUUUGGUAGAAAAUGAUGGAUUGGUUUCGAUGGUUUUAGAAUAAUUAUUCCAAAUGAACGUUAAAAUUAGUAUUUCAUAUUUGGAAAUUUACAAUGAACAAAUACGAGAUUUAAUUGGAGAUUAGGUUGGAUUGCAGUUGAAUGAAGACCCUAUUAAGGGAGUCAUGUUAUAAGAUGUGCAGGAAUUGUAAAUUAUGACUAUAGAUCAUGCAAAAUCAAUAAUAAUUAAUGGCAAUUAAAAAAGAGUAAUGGCUGCAACUAAUGCUAACCAAUUCUCUUCUCGAUCCCAUGCAAUUAUAUAAUUAUUUGUUGUAAACUAACAAUACCAAUGCAAAUUAUCCUUAGUGGAUUUGGCAGGAAGUGAAAAAGCCAAUGUAAAUGAAGGUAGUAAAGGAAUUAGACAAAUGGAAGGGGCUAAUAUCAAUAAAAGUCUAUUGGCCCUAGGAAAUUGCAUCAAUAUGUUGGCUUGUGAUUAAUCAAUGAAGAAGUUUGUGCCUUACAGGGAUUCAAAAUUAACUAGACUUUUAAAAGACUCUUUGGGAGGCAACACUAAAACUCUUAUGAUAGGGUGCGUAAAACAAAUAGUUUAAUGUCAUGAGGAGAGUAUUAAUACUCUAAAAUAUGCAUCCAGAGCCAGAGCUAUAAAAAAAAAGAUUGUCUAAAAUAUCAAAAUUAAUGAUGUCACUAAUUGUAGUUGUAAUUGCAAUUCAGAAAAUGUAAGCCUAUUGCAAGCUGAGAUUGAAGCAUUAAAAUAAGAAGUAUCAUUCUAGUGUUAAUUGACAGAAGAAGAGAUUGAAAUAAGAUUGAAUUUAAAGCAAAUCGAUUAAUUGCAAUUCUAAAACAGAGAAGGCUUAGAAUAUUUGUUACAAUAAAUGAAUUCUGAGAUGAUAGAUGAAGAUCGAUUGAAGAAUGAAAUAAUGUAAUAUGAAAGAGCGAUUAAUGAAAAUGAGAGAAUCCGAUAAGAGUUGACUUCUCAAUUGUAAUCUAAGAAGAAAGAAAGAACUGAUCCAAGAGACAUUCAAAUUGAGAUGCUUAAAAAAGAAAUUACUUUUCUCAGAGAUCAGAUUAAAUAAAAGGAUUUAGUUAUUGAUUCCUUGAAAAUGGAUAAGGAUAAUAGUAAAUAAUCCAGACCACACACUAGUUAUUAAGAAACCGAUAGACCAAAGAUGAAUAAAGAGAACUCUAUCGAAAUUGAUGUCAGAAAGGACAGUCUGUAAUAUUGUGGCUCAUCUAAAUCUAUUAAGUAGCCUACAAAUAGGGAAGAAGAAUAACAUCUAUAGAAAUUGAAUAAAGCCAGAGAUAACUAUAAGAUAUUUAGGGCUAAAAUGAUUCAACUCUAAGAAAAAAUGAAUUAUUACACUAAAAACGACGUUCAAUUAAACCAGAAUCAAUUAAAAGAAAUAAUUGAUAUGAUGAAUGAACUCUCAACUCAGAAUGGUCCUGUUCUCAAAUAAGAUGAAGAAAUGAUAAUCUACUUCCAAAAAUUCAUUAAGUCUUAAACUUAGAAAUCUUAAUAGCAAAUAAAUCAAAGUACUUUGAAUACGCAAAUUACUACACCGCAAUAAAGAUCAAGGAGUGUCAACCCAAAUCCAAUCAGAGGAAAGGGAACUUCUUAGCAUUAGAGAAAGCCUUUGUAACCAACCAAUUAAUCACCGAUGAAUCGAUAAUUAUUCAGUAAUCACACUAAACAAUAUCAGUAAUUAGUUUAAAAAGGAAAGAAGGAAAGUUGUCCCACUCCGUAGAAUAAAUAAAAGUACAUUUUGGAAUACGUAAAGAAAAUGGAAAAUUAAAUACCGAGGGGGAGUAACAAGUCCCCACUACAAUCAUUUAGCUCAGAUAAUUCGGAUAAACCAGAGACGAUAUUAUUAAGCGUAGUUUUAUCUAAAAGGUUCCGUUUCAAUCAAUUUAAUGAUAUUAUCCACAAUUAUUAUUGUCUCAUUACAAAAGCAAAUCCAAGUAGUUCUCCAAAUAUUCAUUUGUUUUUGACAUUUCUAAUAGUUCUUUAUUGUAAAAUUGUCGAAAUAAUUAAAUUUAAAUAUGGAUAAUUCUUAACCCAAAGAAAAUUAAAAAGCCGAGCCUUUGAGACCAUGUUGUGCUUGUCCUGA